AUGGUAGUAUUGUACGAUCGUGCAUGGUUACAGGAUCUGCGCCUCCACCUUCUUGUGCUGCUCCUAUUUGUCCAGAUCAACCAAGCUGCAGGCGAAGACUUAUUUCAGUAUGUUGUCAGGUUGCUCUCGGCGUUCGAGCAAACGGUAUUCGAGAAAGCUUGCGAGAAGAGUGCGACUCGCAGGCACCGGAGCAGUGAUGGGCCUCGGGAGGAGGACAGAGGUGGUGGUAGCCCGCACGGCAACGCCGCUUCCAAGGCGGAGGAGGUGUCUGAUGCAAUGGUUACUGGCUUCAAAGAUGGCCUGAUCGACUUCGAACACCUAAAGCAGUCGAUUGGAACCUCGUAUUUAAACGAGCAGGCGAACGGGGAUGCUGAUGGGGCGCUGGAGAGGUUAGGAUAUUGCGUCGAGAUAUUCGAGCGGUACCCUGGGGUGUGUCGCUGCAUGUUACAGUGGUGUCACCUUCCGCACGCUGCCGUGGCAGCCCUUGCAGCGAUUGAUGAUUCCAGAGCUCGAGAACUGCACAACCGGUUGCGGGAGGCCUACAAUCCGUCGCGCCCCACUGCCUCUCGGCCAGCGCCACCUUCGGAGGAGUGGCAGGGGCUGUCUGCAUUCUGCGAUGAUUUCCAGUGCAGGUUGUUUGAGGCUAUCGUCGCGAGAAAACCCUUGGGCGCUUUCUCUACCCCACCCGACUGUACCAGCAACUGCGAGGGCUUGCAACAGACUCAUUGCAAGGACGAGGAUUGUCGGUGA
Messenger RNA from Ectocarpus siliculosus, 750 nucleotides. Lineage: Eukaryota; Phaeophyceae; Ectocarpales; Ectocarpaceae. The record is from the annotation of a GenBank genome assembly.